Molecule: messenger RNA, 17297 nt
Organism: Coregonus sp. 'balchen'
Lineage: Eukaryota; Metazoa; Chordata; Actinopteri; Salmoniformes; Salmonidae
Source: the annotation of a GenBank genome assembly
AUGAAGAUGGUUGGAAGCUGGUUAUUUCUCCUCAUCUCUCUCCAAGGAUAUGAGGCUCCCUCCACCCCCAGUAAGAUCUUCCUGUUGUAUUAAUGAUGCUACACCUGUGACAUUUAUUUUUUAUAAAUAAUGUUAAUUUAUUCAACUUGUUUAAGACCUUGUGCUAUGACAACAAAUCCGGCCAAUGUGCCCUCAACUUCAAAUAAUAAACAAAUUACAUUUCAUACCAGGUAUUAAAGCAAUUUAUUUGAUCAAACUAUUACAUAACAUCCUAGAAACACAAAAUAAUCUGAAUGUAACACUCUGGCUCCGGGACUUUUGUAUUUGAGCCAGGGUGUAUUGUGUUUUGUUGGGUUUUGGGUGAUUUUCUAUGUUUGCAUUUCUGUCACGUUUAUUUCUAGGUUUGGUCAUUGACUCCCAAUCGGAGGUAACGAGUGUCAGCUGUCGGCUCGUUAUCUCUGAUUGGGAGCCAUAUUUAUACUGCAUGUUUUCCUGUGGGCAUUGUGGGUUAUUGUUCCAUGUUUCUGUUAGUGUUACAGAGGACUUCACUAUCGUCAUUUGUUGUUUUUCGUGGUUGCUUUAUUUAAUAAAGUCAUUAUGUUCACUCCACGCGCUGCGUAUUGGUCCGCUUCUUCAGACGAUCGUGACAGAAUAACCCACCAUAAAGGGACCAAGCAGCGCGUCCAGGAACAAAGGGUCUGGACAUGGAUGGAACUGUUGGACGGUAAAGGGUCCUGGACUUGGGAGGAGAUCCUGGAUGGUAUGGAUCGCCGACCAUGGAACGAGACGGUGGAGAGGCGACGGCGAGAGGAGCAACGGCAUCGGCAGGGCCAUCGUCGGAAGGACGAGAGGCAACCCCAAAAAGUUUUUGGGGGGGGGCACAUGGCUUGGGCGACUGAGCAGCAGGAGGCUGCCACAAGGCAGAUUCAGAAGGCUACCAGGUUAAGGGGGCUGACGGAGGCAGAGAAGGGACGGAUUCAGGAGGCUACCAGGUUAAGGGGGUCACUGGCCAAAGUAGGGAAAGGAGAUGUAGAGGCACGGCGUGAGAGACUGAGGUGUGUAUCCAGUCCGGUCCGGCCCGUUCCUAAUCCCGAGGUACAGCCAGUAGUGUGUGUCCCCAGUACGGUACGGCCUGUUCCGGCCCCUCGCACUAAGUGUACGGUGCGCGUCGCCAGCCCAGCCCGGCCUGUUCCUGAGCCUCAUACGAGGCCUACGGUGCGCGUCGCCAGCCCAGCCCGGCCUGUUCCGGCCACUCGCACCAGGGAUACGGUGCGCUUCGCCAGCCCGGCCCGGCCUGUUCCGGCCACUCGCACCAGGGAUACGGUGCGCGUCGCCAGCUCAGCCCGGCCUGUUCCUACUCCACGCACCAGGGAUACGGUGCGCUUCGCCAGCCCGGCCCGGCCUGUUCCGGCCACUCGCACCAGGGAUACGGUGCGCUUCGCCAGCCCGGCCCGGCCUGUUCCGGCCUCUCGCACCAGGGAUACGGUGCGCGUCGCCAGCUCAGCCCGGCCUGUUCCUACUCCACGCACCAGGGAUACGGUGCGCUUCGCCAGCCCGGCCCGGCCUGUUCCGGCCACUCGCACCAGGGAUACGGUGCGCGUCGCCAGCCCAGCCCGGCCUGUUCCUACUCCACGCACCAGGGAUACGGUGCGUCCCCAGGGCCAAGCAUGCCCUGUUGCUUCUCCCCGCACUAGCCCUGAGAUGCGUGUCCUCAGCCCGGUACCUCCAGUUCCGGCACCACGCAUCAGGCCUACGGUGCGUCCCCAGGGCCAAGCAUGCCCUGUUGCUUCUCCCCGCACUAGCCCUGAGAUGCGUGUCCUCAGCCCGGUACCUCCAGUUCCGGCACCACGCACCAGGCCUACGGUGCGCCUCAGACGGCCGGAGUCUGCCGUCUGCCCAACGGGGCCUGAACUGUCCGUCUGCCCAACGCCGUCUGAACUGCCCGUCUGCCCAACGGCGCCUGAACUGCCCGUCUGCCCAACGCCGUCUGAACUGUCCGUCUGCCCAACGCCGUCUGAACUGCCCGUCUGUACUGAGCCUGCAAAGCCGCCCGUCUGCCAUGAGCCUUCAGAGCCGUCCGCCAGACCGGAGCCGCUAGAGCUCUCCGCCAGACAGGAUCAGCCAGAGCCUUCCGCCAGACAGGAUCAGCCAGAGCCUUCCGCCAGACAGGAUCAGCCAGAGCCUUCCGCCAGACAGGAUCAGCCAGAGCCUUCCGCCAGACAGGAUCAGCCAGAGCCUUCCGCCAGACAGGAGCAGCCAGAGCCUUCCGUCAGACCGGAUCAGCCAGAGCCUUCCGCCAGACGGGAUCAGCCAGAGCCUUCCGCCUGCCAUGAGCAGCCAGAUCCGUCAGCCAGCCAUGAGCAGCCAGAUCCGUCAGCCAGCCAUGAGCCGUCCAGCCAGGAUCCGCCAGAGCCGUCCAGCCAGGAUCCGCCAGAGCCGUCCAGCCAGGAUCCGCCAGAGCCAGCCAGCCAGGAUCCGCCCCUUAGUCAGGUACUGUCCCUUAGUCCGGUGCUGCCCCUUAGUCCGGUGCUGCCCCUUAGUCCGGUGCCGCCCCUUAAUCCAGUGGGGUUUAAUUGGGGGGUGGUCAUGUGGAGGAGGCUAGGGAAGCGGGUGGUGACUAAGGUGGGGUGGGGACCACGACCAGGGCCAGAACCGCCACCGUGGACAGACGCCCACCCAGACCCUCCCCGAGACUGUAUGCUGGUGCGCCCGGAGUGCGCACCUUUAGGGGGGGGUACUGUAACACUCUGGCUCCGGGACUUUUGUAUUUGAGCCAGGGUGUAUUGUGUUUUGUUGGGUUUUGGGUGAUUUUCUAUGUUUGCAUUUCUGUCACGUUUAUUUCUAGGUUUGGUCAUUGACUCCCAAUCGGAGGUAACGAGUGUCAGCUGUCGGCUCGUUAUCUCUGAUUGGGAGCCAUAUUUAUACUGCAUGUUUUCCUGUGGGCAUUGUGGGUUAUUGUUCCAUGUUUCUGUUAGUGUUACAGAGGACUUCACUAUCGUCAUUUGUUGUUUUUCGUGGUUGCUUUAUUUAAUAAAGUCAUUAUGUUCACUCCACGCGCUGCGUAUUGGUCCGCUUCUUCAGACGAUCGUGACACUGAAAAGUAAAGUUUCAUGUGGCAUUUCUAUUGCUGAUGCAACACCAAAAGUCCCCUGCUAGUCUGAGAUUGACGUCAACUACUUUGUGGUUUCCUGCAACAUGGCCAUCCAUCUUGUCAUAUACAUUCACAUGCUGAUAAAAGUAUUGAUUUAAUUCAAUGUGAUGGUGGAAAAGUACUCUAGUCAUGAUAUACAUGAAUGUAUAGACCCUUAAUAUGUUAUCUGAUUUGUCUCUUAAAAAUCUGUAAACCCCCAAUGUAAUUAUGCAACUCAUCUGGAUAUCAUACCACAGCUCCCCUUUAAAGGAUUCAGUGUAAUGUCAUAUUUGAAAAAAUAUUUUCAAUUUCUGUUCCUUUUGCAGAAGUAAACUGCCUGAUCAUUAAUCUGGAUUAUGUCAACUGCAUCUGGAGUGAACAGGGGAGCCCAGAGGUCAACUUCACCUUUUUCAACAACAGGUUAGUGCAAUGGCAGAACCCUGUCAUACCUUUAACAUGUGAUGGGUGUUGAGGUCUUUGGGCAAAAUGCUUGCCGUGCAUCACUGUGAUUGGGUGUUACACAUUGGUGGCGGUGAUUGAGGUGUUUGAGUUGUCCUCUUACAAUGAAAGGGGCUUUGAGACUCUCUAUAUGACUGAAUAUAUUAUUGUUAUUACACUCCUUACCAUAUGUAUUUGUGGACAGUGAAGCUAACAUUUUAAAUGUGGCUCUAUACUCCAGCAUUUUGUUUCAUAUGAGGUGACAGUACAGAAUUACACAUUUUAUUUGAGGGUAUGUUCAUACAGUACAUACUGUAUCUGUUUUGCCAUUUACAAAUGAACACUUUAUGUACAGGUAACUGCCAAAAUAAUGGAAACAUUUGAGUAAAUGAGGGAUACAAAGUAUAUUGAAAGCAGGUGCUUCCACAUAGGUGUGGUUCCUGAGUUAAUUAAGCAAUUAAUAUCCCAUCAUGCUUAGGGUCAUGUAUAGAAAUGCUGGGCAGGCCAUUAUUUUGGCUACUAUGGUUAUGGCCCAAUAGGAUGGAAAUGCCCCCAUCCACAGGGCACAAGUCACUGAAUGGUUUGAUGAGCAUGAAAACCAUGUAAACCAUAUGCCAUGGCCGUCUUAGUCACCAGAUCUCAACCCAAUUGAACACUUAUGGGAGAUUCUGGAGCGGCGAAUGAGACAGCGUUUUCCACCACCAUCAACAAAACACCAAAUGAUGGAAUUUCUCGUGGAAUAAUUGUGUCACAUCCCUCCAAUAGAGUUCCAGACACUUGUAGAAUCUAUGUCAAGGUGCAUAUUAAGACACUUUGUUGGUGUUUCCUUUAUUUUGGCCAUUACGCCCCAUUUGAAGAAAUCAUAGGUAUUUGGACAAAUUCAAUUGUAGUGUAUUAAAGUAGUCAAAAGUUAAGUAUUUGGUCCCAUAUUCCUUGCACUCAAUGAAUACAUCAAGCUUGUGACUCUACAAACUCGUUGGAUGCAUUUGCAGUUUGUUUUGGUUGUAUUUCGGAUUAUAUUUUGCACAAUAGGAACUGAAUGGUGAAUAAUGUAUUAUGUCAUUUUGGAGUAACUUUUUAUUGUAAUUAAGAAUAGAAGAUGUUUCCGAACACUUCUACAUUAAUGUGGAUGCUAUGAUGAUUAUGGAUAAUCAUGAAUCAUGAAUAAUGAUGAGUGAGAAAGUUACAGAGGCACAAAGUAUCACGUUUCAGGAGAAGACCCAGAUGCAGACAGUGUCGAUGUAACAAAAGUUUAUUACAAGUUCCUGUUUUGUACCUGGAGGGGGGUGGAGACAAUCACAAAGACAGGUGAAACAGAUCAGGGUGUGACACAAUGAUCAUACCCCCUAACACAUGCUAACCUCCCCUGUUAUUGGUAAUGGUGAGAAGUUAGUAUGUUUUGUUGUAGCGUCUGUAAACUUCUCACUCAUCAUUAUUCAUGAUUUAUUUUCUUAAUCAUGGCAUUAUCAGGAUUAAUUUAGAUGUGUUCAGAAACAUCUUAUCCCAGAAAUAACAUUAAUGGUGAGAGGUUAGUAUGUUUUGUUGUAGCUUCUGUAAACUUCUCACUCAUCAUUAUUCAUGAUUCAUUUUCUUAAUCAUGGCGUUAUCAGGAUUAAUUUAGAAGUGUUCAGAAACAUCUUAUCACAGAAAGAAAAUUACUCCAGUCAUCAUUCACCAUUCAGUUCCUAAUAGGCAAAAUAUUACGCAAAACACAACCAAAACAAACUGCAAAUGCAUCCAACAAGUUUGUAGAGUCACUUUUGACUACUAUAAUAGUGAAUUUGCCCAAAUACUUAUGACUUCUUCAAAUGGGGGGACUAGAUACAUAAAAUGCUCUCAUUUCUAAACGGUAAAACAGAUACAGUAUGUUUGAAAAUACCCUCAAAUAAAAAUUGACAUUCUGUACUGUUGCCUCAUUUGAAACAUUUGAUCUCAAAUCCAAAAUGUUGGAGUAUACAGCCAGAAAAAUAAAUAAUUGCUUCACUGUCCAAAUACAUACGGAGGGGAGUGUAUCUCUGUCAAAUCUUGAAUGUCCGUACUUUGGUCCUAAUUCUCAUCCAUCAUUUUCACAUGGUAUGUGUUUAGGUUCAUCAAAGAUCAUAUGGAGGAGUGCACAACAUAUCUCCAGGAGAAGAGUAAUGCUGUGGGAUGUAGACUGUCGUUUGACAUGUCUGACAGGUUUAGAACACUGACAACCAAGCUGGUCCAUCAGAACAAAAGUUAUGUGCAGAACCAUAACCUCAAAAGCAUGGGUAGGUUUUUUUUCUCAAUCAAAUCAUAACAUUACAUACAGAACAGCAUUAAACAUGAAGAGCAAUAGUCAUCUUAAAUUAGGCUUUUCAGCAUGUGUGUUUGUCCUAUAUUCAAUCUUCAUUUGAUGUGUCGUUAACGUUUGACCCUCCUUGAUGCUUUUUCUAGUGAAGCUUUACCCUCCUACCAACCUGUCAGUUGAGAUGAACAAAGACCCAGAGCUGAAUCUGUACUGGAACAACAGCAAGAACAACCAAUGCAUUGAGAGUGAAGUGCGCUACAGAAUAAACAACAACAAGUGGCAGGUGGGGAGGGGUCAGGACUCAGACGUUGGACUACUGUUUGGACUCUGUAGCCUAAUGGUCAUUUUUCAACAAAAUACUGGACAAAUCUUUGAAAAUAACUCUCUCUCACCUCCACUCUCUCUUUGUUCUUUUCUUCAGACAUCUACUCUGAUCAGAGAACAGAAUUAUGCUGUUCCUUUCCCCUUAAAGAGCAGUCGGUAUGAGUUUCAAGUGAGAGCACGAGUUAACAGCAUUUGUUGCGAGUCCGAGUUCUGGAGUGAAUGGAGUCAGCCCAUUCUAUGGGAUUCCAUGAAAGGAAAUAACAUCACAGGUAAAUAGAUCCAAAAUCUCUGCUUCGCUUUAUGGUUAUAAGGUUGUGCUCAGGCUUCUGUCAGGACUUUGUCAUGUCAACCUUUCUCUUUGGCCUAGACAUAUCUGGCAGCUCAAUGUCUAUGUGGAAGCCAGUGCUGUCAUUAGUGGGUGCCAUGACACUCUUCAUGUUGGCCUGCAUGCUGGUCUACAGGGAAAGGUAGGUUUGCCAACAGAAGUUAACACCACACAUAGGCCCCCAAUAAAGUCUAAAAUCAAGGGGUACAGUUUACAUUUUUAAAUCAAUCUCCUUUGGACAUAGUGCUCCAUUCUUCCUCUGAAAAAAGUUAUACUCUGAAUCUGAACUGACCCUAUCACUUUGUAGAGAACGACUGAGAUUCAUCCUCAUUCCCAUUGUGCCUAAUCCAGGCAAGAACCUGGAUGACAAUGUAGAGGUAAUAUUUAUCCCUGGUCCCAUGCAUUGCACUUCAUUAUAAUCUUUGUAUCUUAUAAGUGUUACUGUUAUCUACAGUGUAAAUCACAUCUUAUAUCUCACAUAUUACAUGUAACCUUUACCUUUAAAGGCCUGGCUUCACGGCUCCAAAGACAUUUGCUUCCAGCCUAACUUCACUGAGCGUGUCUGUCCUGUUCGUGAGUAUCGUCUGGUUCCCCAAACCGGCAGCGUCAGUGAGUCUGAGAGCAACCUCUCCAUCCCAACAGACCAGUCAGAUUCCCUGUCCACGUGCUCUUCCUCAACUUCCACUCUUCCUGUCACAAGUGAAAAUGAACGAGCUGGUUUUGAGUGAGAUUUACAGAGGCUUCGUUCUAAUUACCCUUCUCCCCUAGGUGUGCACUUACUUGUGUCGUGGUAGAAAUAUUUGACUAAUAGAUAAUCAUCUCAAAAAUAUCUCUCAAGACACCGGAGCUUGUGAAUUCAAGAAUUAGACUUUAUUGCAUAACAAAGCCCAGCUUGCUCCAUGGAACAAAACUGUCUCUCUCUGGCUUAGAGAUCUCUUAUAUCCACACAAAUGAAAAAACAUGCGUACAUUCCUAACUUUUUUUUAGUUCUGUACCACCCCUCUCAUUCUAUCAUUCUAUUGGCUGCGUGCUUAGGCCCCUUCUUAAAAAAACAAAUGUAAUGCAUACCAUGUGUCUAUAACAAGCCCAUGGGCCACAGUUUAAGAGCCCCUGUGAAAGAACACAUGCAUUCAUUUAAAACACAGCAUAUACUCCAUGCCUAUAUUCCUUAUUUAAGCAUGUAUCUGGAUUAUAAAAUAUCAAACAUGUUCAUUCUGUUUCACCAUUAUCAUUUCAUAACACAUUAUAAAACAUUUAUCAUUCAUCAUCCUCCCCGGCCCCUGAGAUUAUGUGCAUAUGUGCAUGUGGCCAUGUGUCAGGUCAUAAGGUCAUAAGCAUAAAUGAUAACACUAGUUCCAUUGUUACUCCAAUCUCCACACAGCCAUCACGUCAUUGACAUUCCCAGACCAGCUGCAGGGAGUUUUAUGAAAAACACAUAAAUGUCUUCGCUCUGUAUUAACCUUUCAACUGGUUCUCAAUCCAUAAACAUUUUAAGGCAGUUAGGUUUUUAAUUUUACAACAUAUCCAUGCUUAUUACUAAUAUUAUUAUUUUACCUUUGACCUCUCCCUACAUUUGCCUUAAUGAUACAUAAAAUAAUACCAUACUUGCUCUCCCUAAUGUGGUAUCUAAAUAACGAUGCUGUUUAUGACAAGAAAUCCGCUGACACUGUCCUUGAUUAUAAUAGUUUAUUACACCAAAGAUUUCAGCGUCAAUUUACAGACUCCUGCAGACAUCUGGAGAACAACUGACCCAAUCUCUAAUAUGUUGUUCCUCCUCGUCCUUUGUUCCAACCAUGGUAUUUAUAAUCUGUAACAUGAUGUGGGUGGUUUUCCCAUAAACCAAUCCCAGGACGCCACAUAACAGACUUCCUCUAUUUUAGGGGGCCCCUCUAGUAAUGCUUUCCAGAUGCUUCCGCAAGCUGAGUCAACUUCCUCUAACACACCAUUUGCAAACGUCAGCAAAGUCAUAAACUGUUUAGACACUACACUCAUGGAUAAAAUGUAUUAGAUUGGUGUACGCAUGGGCUAAAGGGAGUUUCCAUCAUAUUUGUUUAUGAGUGCACACUUCAGGGAGAAGGGUAGAUAAUAUUUACAUGUAAACAUCCUUAAUAUUACGAUACCCAAUCACUAAAAUUUUUGUUUGAUGUUCAACCAUUUGUAAGAUUUUUAAAUGCAUACAUUUUUGAGAGAGAAUAAAACGUAAAAUCAACUGAACAUUGCAUCAAUGACAUACCCUCCUAUUGCGUUACGAGAAGAAAAAAAGCUGUUAAUUACACAAACUGACCACACACAAUAUAGUAGCGUUAUGAGCUAGGAUACGUAUGAGCGUGCAUGUCUAAAUAAUGUAUAAUAAUGGCAUUUAAAAAAAAAUAGAUAUCUAUAGCAUAUACAAGCUAAUGUAAAAAAUAAUCUUAGCAGCUGAAAUGAUGGGAACAGGGUUACAAAUGGUUGGAAUUGAUUGAGUGUUCAGCUGACAGUUUUAAUAUUACAAACAAUCCCUUGUGAAAUUUUAAUUUCACUGUUGCACAUUGUAUCUUGUUGCAAUAGAGUGAACAUGUGACACGUUGAAUAUUAGCCUAUACUUUAAUUAAAAUGGUAUCUUAUACUAGCUUGUAUUUGUAUUUGUAUGUAUCUACAAUACAAAAUGUAUAAUACCACCAUACAACAAUAUUACAAUGUGUCUACCUUUGUGUGUGUCUCUUCACAGUCCCCGCUGUUCCAUAAGGUAUAUUUUUAUCAGUUUUUUAAAAUCUGAUUGUAAUAGUAUUUUCUUUAAAUGUUGUUUCCAAGCAGGGGCUACUGCUAUAAAAAUGACUAUUGGCCUAUUUCCUCUGAAACAAAUGUGAUAAACGUUGCCUCCUAAUGUUGCAUGCUAUCCUGUAAUCCUAUUCCAGUGGCGACCGUCAUUCAGGGCAGGUGGGGCAGCGCAAAAAAGUUGUUUUAAUGUUUUUAAAAUGUUUUUAAAAUGUUUGGUUUUUUGUGCCUGCUUUGCAUUUUAUUUUGGCAUUAAUAAGUGUCACCAUAUCAAUUUGCAAACAAUGUAAAAAAAAUAAAAAUAAAAUAGAUCUAAUAAAGCCGCAUACAAACAUGGUCUCUUUUUUGCUUUCUUGAGUAAGGCAGCUCCAAAAUGCAGGUGUUUCAGCCUAGCUCAGGGCUUUCUGUGGUGAUGGGGCAGCCAGUGGAAAAUAUGGAGCGUAGGGGUUGGUAAUGUUCUCUAGUUGCUCCGUGAUUGGUUCAGUUGUCAUGACUUCCUCCGAGGCUAACCCCUCUCCUUGUUCGGGCAGGCUUCGGCGUUCGUCGUCACCGGCCUUAUAGCCACUGCCGCUCAUCAUCUCAUCUCAUCAAUCCAUUUGUUUUGUCUUGUUUAUUACACACACCUGGUUCAUAUCCCCUCAUCAGUACCUGUAUAAGUGUUCCCUCUGCCCCCUUGUCUUUGUGUGUGAUUGUAUAUUGUGAGAUUAGUGAGGCUCGGUGGAGCUCCUUGUAUUUUGUAUCACCGGGUUAUUUUCCCUGUGUGCCUUGGUUUCAGUGUGCCUGUUUUGCGCACUGGACUGCUUUGAUGCAUUAUUGCAUAACUCUGUAUUCCAGAAUAAAUCUUGUUAUUCUGUGAUUUACCCUCCUGCACCUGACUCCUUCAAAUCACCACAUCACAGAAUCACACACCCGCCAUGGAGUCAGCAGGAGAGGAGCACAUGCCUGGAGUUGUCCUGGAUCACGAGAUGAUGGAGCUGGGUGGAGCGGCGAUCCGGGAGAGCAGAGGACGACAGCGCCAGUGUCACUCUCGUGGCGCGAGAGGACAUUCUCCUUCACGAUGUCUUCAGGGUUCUUUUGGGUCUGGCUGCGGCAGGCAGGGCACUCUCGCAUCAUCCCAGGUAUCGAACACCCACACUUGUUCAGAGUACGCACUGUACCCUACCCAUCCACUUUCCUGAUUACAUUGUAGUUCCCCAGUGUAAGGCGCUGGUCGAUUCAGGCGCAGCUGGGAACUUUAUGGACAGGUCAUUUUCACAUUGUCUAGGCAUUACAUUGGUUCCCCUAUCCAUUCCACUCCUCAUCAGAGCACUUGACAGUCGACCAUUAGGGUCCGGGUUCGUUAGGGAAGUUACAGCACCAGUCACUAUGGUUACACACGAGACUCAUCGAGAGCAAGUCACUUUUUUAAAUUAUUGAGUCUCCUGAUUUCCCUGUUGUGUUAGGUCUUCCCUGGUUAGCACUACACAACCCCACCUUUUCAUGGCCGCAGAGGGUUCUCAAGGGGUGGUCGCAAAAGUGUCAGGGUAGGUGUCUAGGUGUUUCUGUUGGUGCAACUACAGUGGAAACCCCCAGAAUACCUCGAUUUGGCGCACGUGUUUUCCAAAACGCAGGCGACCAAAUUACCACCUCAUCAGGCGGGGGAUUGCGUGAUAAACCUCCGGGUAGACGCUGUGCCUCCCAGGAGUCAUGCGUAUCCCCUGUCGCAGGCUGAAAUGGAGGCUAUGGAGACAUACGUCUCCGAGUCCCUGCGCCAGGGGUUCAUACGUCCCUCCACUUCACCCGCCUCCUCAAGUUUCUUUUUUGUGAAGAAGAAAGACGGAGGUCUGCGCCCUUGCAUCGAUUACCAAGCACAGGGGACAAUACGUUAUAGUUAUCCUCUACCCCUCAUUCCGUCUGUGAUCGAGUCAAUGCAUGGUGCGCGCUUUCGAUCUCCGGAGUGUGCACAACCUGGUGUGUAACCGAGAGGGGGACGAGUGGAAGACAGCAUUCAGCACCACCACAGGGCAUUAUGAAUACCUGGUGAUGCCUUACUGUUUGAUCCGUCUACCAGUCCUUUGUGAACAAGGUGUUUCGGGACAUGCUUGGUCGCAGUGUAGUCUACAUCGAUUACAUUUUGGUGUAUUCCGCUACGCGCGCCGAGCAUGUGUCCCUGGUUCGCAAAGUGCUGGCCUGACUGUUGGAACAUGACCUUUAUGCCAAGGCAGAAAAGUGUCUGUUUUUCCAACAGUUCGUCUCCUUCCUCGGAUACCGCAUUACCACCUCAGGUGUGGAGAUGGAGGGAGAUCGCAUUUCAGCCGUGCGAAAUUGGCAGACUCCAACCAUGGUAAAGGAGGUGCACCACUUUAUUGGCUUUGCCAACUACUAUCUGAGGUUUAUCUGGGGCUUUGGCAAGGUCGCAGCUCCCAUCACAUCACUGUUCAAGGGUGGGCCGUCCCGGCUCCGCUGGUCUGCUGAGGCUGACAGGGCCUUCAGUAACCUGAGGGUUCUGUUCACCUCAGCCCCGGUACUGGCCCAUCCCAAUCCAUCACUACCGUUCGGAGUGGAGGUGGAUGCAUCCGAGGUAGGGAUAGGCGCUGUCCUAUAGAAAUGAGAUAGAUGAUAGAAACGCCAUAGAAAUGAGAUAGAUGAUGUAGCUGAUGAAUUCUGGCCACAGUGAGAGUGAAAAACAAACAUUUUAAUUGAAGCUUAAGUAGUGAAAUUGACACUAACACUGGAACUUAAAUAUAUUUUUAUAAUAAAAAUAAAAAAUGUACACAGGAACUUUUCAUUUGCUUCAAGUUAAUCAGUAUCACCACAAUGCAUAUUUAUAGACAGCCUAUUUGAAAUAGAAAAGGAUAUGCUAUACUAAAUGUUUGUUUUUACUAACAAACAUUGGAUUAAGUGUUAUUUCUAAUCUAAUUAUGUACAAAUCUUCUGUGUUAAUCGCUUUCCUAUUGGCUGUUACUUAUUGUGCAUAGUUAAUUUACUUUAUAAUUGUAGAUUAUUAGUGGAUCUGUACAAUCCCCCUGCAAUGUUAUUUUCUGUAGUUUCUCUUCCUGUGUUUUUCAUAGAUUUAAAGGAUGUGGCCAGUGCAACAGGAAAUGUAGCACACCUACCAUGGCUGUUUAAAAGAGUGAAACUAAAGGGGGUUAAAGACGAAGGCAUUGAGCAGCCAUACACAAAUACAUGAGCACAGAGCUGGCUGCGUUCUUCCCACUGGCAUCCAUUUUGACAUGAAGAUGGUUGGAAGCUGGUUAUUUCUCCUCAUCUCUCUCCAAGGAUAUGAGGCUCCCUCCACCCCCAGUAAGAUCUUCCUGUUGUAUUAAUGAUGCUACACCUGUGACAUUUAUUUUUUAUAAAUAAUGUUAAUUUAUUCAACUUGUUUAAGACCUUGUGCUAUGACAACACAUCCGGCCAAUGUGCCCUCAACUUUUGAGACUGUUUUUGAUAUUGGAGAAUCUUUGGAGGAUUUAUUAUAAUUUUAUGUAUUUUUGUUAAUAAGAUAGUGAGGUUUAGAUUGUCUCCUGACAAUUUUAUCAUGUACUCUCAUGUUGAUGGUGGUUUCCGCUCAGUUGACAUUUGUCUAGAAUUUCUUUUCAAUGUUCAUUUACUAAGUGUAUCAGCAAAUUAUGUUUUUUUUGUUUCUUUGGGAGUCAUCAAAUAAUAAACAAAUUACAUUUCAUACCAGGUAUUAAAGCAAUUUAUUUGAUCAAACUAUUACAUAACAUCCUAGAAACACAAAAUAAUCUGAAAAGUAAAGUUUCAUGUGGCAUUUCUAUUGCUGAUGCAACACAAAAAGUCCCCUGCUAGUCUGAGAUUGACGUCAACUACUUUGUGGUUUCCUGUAACAUGGCCAUCCAUCUUGUCAUAUACAUUCACAUGCUGAUAAAACUAUUGAUUUAAUUCAAUGUGAUGGUGGAAAAGUACACUAGUCAUGAUAUACAUGAAUGUAAAGACCCUUAAUAUGUUAUCUGAUUUGUCUCUUAAAAAUCUGUAAGCACCCAAUGUAAUUAUGCAACUCAUCUGGAUAUCAUACCACAGCUCCCCUUUAAAGGAUUCAGUGUAAUGUCAUAUUUGAAAAAAGAUUUUAAAUUUCUGUUCCUUUUGCAGAAGUAAACUGCCUGAUCAUUAAUCUGGAUUAUGUCAACUGCAUCUGGAGUGAACAGGGGAGCCCAGAGGUCAACUUCACCUUUUUCAACAACAGGUUAGUGCAUGGCAGAACCCUGUCAUACCUUUAACAUGUGAUGGGUGUUGAGGUCUUUGGGCAAAAUGCUUGCCGUGCAUCACUGUGAUUGGGUGCUACACAUUGGUGGCGGUGAUUGAGGUGUUUGAGUUUUCCUCUUACAAUGAAAGGGGCUUUGAGACUCUCUAUAUGACUGAAUAUAUUAUUGUUAUUACACUCCUUACCAUAUGUAUUUGUGGACAGUGAAGCUAACAUUUUAAAUGUGGCUCUAUACUCCAGCAUUUUGUUUCAUAUGAGGUGACAGUACAGAAUUACACAUUUUAUUUGAGGGUAUGUUCAUACAGUACAUACUGUAUCUGUUUUGCCAUUUACAAAUGAACACUUUAUGUACAGGUAACUGCCAAAAUAAUGGAAACAUUUGAGUAAAUGAGGGAUACAAAGUAUAUUGAAAGCAGGUGCUUCCACAUAGGUGUGGUUCCUGAGUUAAUUAAGCAAUUAAUAUCCCAUCAUGCUUAGGGUCAUGUAUAGAAAUGCUGGGCAGGCCAUUAUUUUGGCUACUAUGGUUAUGGCCCAAUAGGAUGGAAAUGCCCCCAUCCACAGGGCACAAGUCACUGAAUGGUUUGAUGAGCAUGAAAACCAUGUAAACCAUAUGCCAUGGCCGUCUUAGUCACCAGAUCUCAACCCAAUUGAACACUUAUGGGAGAUUCUGGAGCGGCGAAUGAGACAGCGUUUUCCACCACCAUCAACAAAACACCAAAUGAUGGAAUUUCUCGUGGAAGAAUUGUGUCACAUCCCUCCAAUAGAGUUCCAGACACUUGUAGAAUAUAUGCCAAGGUACAUAUUAAGACACUUUGUUGGUGUUUCCUUUAUUUUGGCCAUUACGCCCCAUUUGAAGAAAUCAUAGGUAUUUGGACAAAUUCAAUUGUAGUGUAUUAAAGUAGUCAAAAGUUAAGUAUUUGGUCCCAUAUUCCUUGCACUCAAUGAAUACAUCAAGCUUGUGACUCUACAAACUCGUUGGAUGCAUUUGCAGUUUGUUUUGGUUGUAUUUCGGAUUAUAUUUUGCACAAUAGGAACUGAAUGGUGAAUAAUGUAUUAUGUCAUUUUGGAGUAACUUUUUAUUGUAAUUAAGAAUAGAAGAUGUUUCCGAACACUUCUACAUUAAUGUGGAUGCUAUGAUGAUUAUGGAUAAACAUGAAUCAUGAAUAAUGAUGAGUGAGAAAGUUACAGAGGCACAAAGUAUCAUGUUUCAGGAGAAGACCCAGAUGCAGACAGUGUCGAUGUAACAAAAGUUUAUUACAAGUUCCUGUUUUGUACCUGGAGGGGGGUGGAGACAAUCACAAAGACAGGUGAAACAGAUCAGGGUGUGACACAAUGAUCAUACCCCCUAACACAUGCUAACCUCCCCUGUUAUUGGUAAUGGUGAGAAGUUAGUAUGUUUUGUUGUAGCGUCUGUAAACUUCUCACUCAUCAUUAUUCAUGAUUUAUUUUCUUAAUCAUGGCAUUAUCAGGAAUAAUUUAGAAGUGUUCAGAAACAUCUUAUCCCAGAAAUAACAUUAAUGGUGAGAGGUUAGUAUGUUUUGUUGUAGCUUCUGUAAACUUCUCACUCAUCAUUAUUCAUGAUUUAUUUUCUUAAUCAUGGCAUUAUCAGGAUUAAUUUAGAAGUGUUCAGAAACAUCUUAUCACAGAAAGAAAAUUACUCCAGUCAUCAUUCACCAUUCAGUUCCUAAUAGGCAAAAUAUUACGCAAAACACAACCAAAACAAACUGCAAAUGCAUCCAACAAGUUUGUAGAGUCACUUUUGACUACUAUAAUAGUGAAUUUGCCCAAAUACUUAUGACUUCUUCAAAUGGGGGGACUAGAUACAUAAAAUGCUCUCAUUUCUAAACGGUAAAACAGAUACAGUAUGUUUGAAAAUACCCUCAAAUAAAAAUUGACAUUCUGUACUGUUGCCUCAUUUGAAACAUUUGAUCUCAAAUCCAAAAUGUUGGAGUAUACAGCCAGAAAAAUAAAUAAUUGCUUCACUGUCCAAAUACAUACGGAGGGGAGUGUAUCUCUGUCAAAUCUUGAAUGUCCGUACUUUGGUCCUAAUUCUCAUCCAUCAUUUUCACAUGGUAUGUGUUUAGGUUCAUCAAAGAUCAUAUGGAGGAGUGCACAACAUAUCUCCAGGAGAAGAGUAAUGCUGUGGGAUGUAGACUGUCUUAUGACAAGUCUGACAGGUUUAGAACACUGACAACCAAGCUGGUCCAUCAGAACAAAAGUUAUGUGCAGAACCAUAACCUCAAAAGCAUGGGUAGGUUUUUUUUCUCAAUCAAAUCAUAACAUUACAUACAGAACAGCAUUAAACAUGAAGAGCAAUAGUCAUCUUACUUUAGGCUUUUUAGCAUGUGUGUUUGUCCUAUAUUCAAUCAUCAUUUGAUGUGUCGUUAACGUUUGACCCUCCUUGAUGCUUUUUCUAGUGAAGCUUUACCCUCCUACCAACCUGUCAGUUGAGAUGAACAAAGACCCAGAGCUGAAUCUGUACUGGAACAACAGCAAGAACAACCAAUGCAUUGAGAGUGAAGUGCGCUACAGAAUAAACAACAACAAGUGGCAGGUGGGGAGGGGUCAGGACUCAGACGUUGGACUACUGUUUGGACUCUGUAGCCUAAUGGUCAUUUUUCAACAAAAUACUGGACAAAUCUUUGAAAAUAACUCUCUCUCACCUCCACUCUCUCUUUGUUCUUUUCUUCAGACAUCUACUCUGAUCAGAGAACAGAAUUAUGCUGUUCCUUUCCCCUUAAAGAGCAGUCGGUAUGAGUUUCAAGUGAGAGCACGAGUUAACAGCAUUUGUGGCGAGUCCGAGUUCUGGAGUGAAUGGAGUCAGCCCAUUCUAUGGGAUUCCAUGAAAGGAAAUAACAUCACAGGUAAAUAGAUCCAAAAUCUCUGCUUCGCUUUAUGGUUAUAAGGUUGUGCUCAGGCUUCUGUCAGGACUUUGUCAUGUCAACCUUUCUCUUUGGCCUAGACAUAUCUGGCAGCUCAAUGUCUAUGUGGAAGCCAGUGCUGUCAUUAGUGGGUGCCAUGACACUCUUCAUGUUGGCCUGCAUGCUGGUCUACAGGGAAAGGUAGGUUUGCCAACAGAAGUUAACACCACACAUAGGCCCCCAAUAAAGUCUAAAAUCAAGGGGUACAGUUUACAUUUUUAAAUCAAUCUCCUUUGGACAUAGUGCUCCAUUCUUCCUCUGAAAAAAGUUAUACUCUGAAUCUGAACUGACCCUAUCACUUUGUAGAGAACGACUGAGAUUCAUCCUCAUUCCCAUUGUGCCUAAUCCAGGCAAGAACCUGGAUGACAAUGUAGAGGUAAUAUUUAUCCCUGGUCCCAUGCAUUGCACUUCAUUAUAAUCUUUGUAUCUUAUAAGUGUUACUGUUAUCUACAGUGUAAAUCACAUCUUAUAUCUCACAUAUUACAUGUAACCUUUACCUUUAAAGGCCUGGCUUCACGGCUCCAAAGACAUUUGCUUCCAGCCUAACUUCACUGAGCGUGUCUGUCCUGUUCGUGAGUAUCGUCUGGUUCCCCAAACCGGCAGCGUCAGUGAGUCUGAGAGCAACCUCUCCAUCCCAACAGACCAGUCAGAUUCCCUUGUCCACGUGCUCUUCCUCAACUUCCACUCUUCCUGUCACAAGUGAAAAUGAACGAGCUGGUUUUGAGUGAGAUUUACAGAGGCUUCGUUCUAAUUACCCUUCUCCCCUAGGUGUGCACUUACUUGUGUCGUGGUAGAAAUAUUUGACUAAUAGAUAAUCAUCUAAAAAAUAUCUCUCAAGACACCGGAGCUUGUGAAUUCAAGAAUUAGACUUUAUUGCAUAACAAAGCCCAGCUUGCUCCAUGGAACAAAACUGUCUCUCUCUGGCUUAGAGA